UUGAAGUGGCCCUUGCCGGGCAUGUCAGAUGAGUUGUCAUAAAUUCACAUAAGCACACACAGGGCAACGAGUAUUCUAAAUUGAGCUGCAGUUUUCAUUUUCAUUUUUUGUUCUAUUUUGACGAAACGGAUUUAGCCCAAUGGAUGGUUGCGCCAAUGACAUCUUAGCCCCCAUUAUCCUGGCGGUAAUGGUGGCCAAUGGGCAUCCCCUGACUCUAGACGAGAUCGCCGAUGGAGUGUCGGAGGUGAUCUACUCUCAAAGCUUCGGUGAGGGUAUGCUGGAGCCAAUUGGCGACGCUAAACAUAAUCAAAAGAGGUCUCACCAUAGGAUAAACAAGAUGGCAAAAUUGUGAAUGCAGUAAUACCCUUAAAAUUUUAAAUAAAUAAAGUAAAAGCUUU
Messenger RNA from Drosophila kikkawai, 398 nucleotides. RefSeq lists its product as uncharacterized. The record is from RefSeq and is a predicted model, not a curated record. Lineage: Eukaryota; Metazoa; Arthropoda; Insecta; Diptera; Drosophilidae.